GCCUGAGAACUUGGAGAAGAAGGCUGACCCCGCGGAAGAGGAGGCUGUGAUUGCCACGCCCUCGGCUUCGAGCACAUCGCCAGCCGAAGCAUCCAGGCCCCAGACCGUGUCGGCGGAGCACGCCGACCGAGAUGCCGAGGAGGCGCCACAGUCGCCUGCUGUAGAGCCGCCGACAGCAGCUGCGUCACAGGAGGCUGGUGAGUUGCUAUAA
Messenger RNA from Symbiodinium necroappetens, 211 nucleotides. The record is from the annotation of a GenBank genome assembly. NCBI's taxonomy places the organism in Eukaryota, Dinophyceae, Suessiales, Symbiodiniaceae.